AUGCCUGUAGUAAUAUUUCUCCUCGAUAAUUCAGCAUCAAUGAAUCAAAUGACUCAUCUUGGCACAACUCUUUUUGAUAUCGGUAAAGGAGCUAUUGAACAAUUUUUAAAGAUAAGACAGCGAGAUGCUGCCGCAGCUCGAACAGAUCGAUAUAUGUUAUUAACCCUCGAUGAACCACCAUUAAAUGUUAAAGUCGGUUGGAAAGAACCAAUGACUGUAUUUACAAAUCAAUUGAAAAGUCUUGAAGCAACUGGAUUAACACAAAUGGGUUCAGCAAUAAAACAAGGAUUUGAUUUACUUAAUCUUAAUCGACAUGCAGCCGAUCAUGAUACAUAUGGAUGUGGGCGAUUUCCACAUUUAUUGGAACCAUCUAUUAUCAUUGUUAUUACAGAUAAACAAAAACUAACUACAUUAGCUGGUGUUCAAAAUGAAAUUAAUAUUCCAAUGAAUACAGGCCCGUUAGGUAGUGAAUUAACUAAAGAACCAUUUCGAUGGGAUCAACGUUUAUUUGCUAUUGUACUUGCAUUGUCUGCUACUGCUUCGUCUCUAGUUUCAUUAGGCAAUCCUAAUAAUGCAGCUGUUACUGGCCUAACUGAUAUACAGGCUAAUCAAUUCAUUCCAGCCGCUAUUGAUCAACCUAUUACUGCAAUGUGCGAUGUAACCGGUGGUCGUUCAUAUUUAAUUACAUCUCAACGAGCACUUCUUCAAUGUUUAGAGUCACUCGUACAAAAAAUUCAAAUUGGUGUUGUUGUAAAUUUAGAAAAAGUUAUUAGUGAAGGAGACAAUGAACGAUGUUCAUGGCAUUCAUGUCGAAAAAUGAUCAUGAUUCCACGUUCUUUACCCAAAACAGAAAAAACUGAAUAUAAUUGGCCAAUCCCAGAAGAUUAUUGGCCAACAGCAGCCAUGCUCUCUCUACCAUCGCGAUCGGCACAUGCUUUAAUUAAAUUUCAAACUGUGCCUUGUGCAACUGUUACAGAUAAAUUUCCAUUUGAUAAAUAUGAAUUGGAACCAUCGCCUUUAACACAGUAUAUUCUUGAACGAAGACAACCAACAAUGGCUUGGCCUGUCUUUGUUCAAGGUUCCUCUCGUCUGGGACCCACGGAACUUGGUUCACCUUUCGGCUAUCUGAAAGCAAGUACAAAUUUAACAUCUGUUAAUUUAUAUGUUAUGCCAUACAACUAUCCGGAGUUAUCAACACUUCUCAACGAAUUAAAUAAAUCUCAUGGUUCAACUGUAUCACGAACGUGGCAGAAUCGUUUUGAUGCUUAUCUUCGAGCUAUUCCCCCAUAUUAUAUCACUCCAUUGCGACGAGUACUCACACGAAAACAACUCCAAUUUGUAUUUGAAUCAUUUGAUAAACAAAAUCCAGCACAACCAACGAUUCUUCUUUCACCACAAAUGCUUGGCUAUUUGAAAAAAAUUCGAUCACAAGCUAAAUCUGAACUUGAUCGAUGGCCACCUAUGCAAGAGAAACCACCGCCACUGAUUCAUCUUCUUCCAUUACGUCCCGAUCUUCUAUUCGAUAAAACAUCAUCAUCAAGUGUAGAUUUACAUGAACCAGGCGAUGACUCAAUUCAUAAUAAUUUCGUUUUACAAUCCAAAUCAAAUUCAAAACAACAACAACCUUUACAAUUAUAUUUAAAUGUAUUCGAUAUUCCACGACCACAAUUACUAGACGUUGUAAUAAAACUACGUCGACAUUUAUUACAAAAUUCAAAUAACUAUGAAAUACAAGAUGAAGACGCUUUACAUUCUGUACCUAUUAAAGAAAUGUCGAAUUAUGAUGAAUAUCCUCGGGCCACUUCACAAAUAGCUCCGUUAAGAGAAAUCGAUGCUCAACCAGUUCGACAACAUGUCUUUGGAAAUCCAUUCAAAGUUAAUAAACCAAUCGAUGAAAUUGAUGAAUUAGUCGGAUCAAGUGCUGUCUCACAACCGCAGCAAGCAACAUCUAGAAAACGAUCUCAAUUAGAAUCAACGUUAACAUCUGGAAUAGGUGGAAUGAAGAAGAAACGUACACCUUUAGUUUUGAAGAAUUAUGUUUAUCGUCGACAUCUAUCCAUUGGUAGUGGUGGUGGUAAUAGUGGUCCUCCGAGUCCUGCAAUAUCUACUACAAGCACCGAUGAUGAGUCAGAUAAUGAAUCAAUAAUAAAUAAUAAUUCAAUGAAUCAUUUUUCAUUUGAUAUUGGUACUGUAUUAGAUGAUGAUCGUCGUCGUUUAAUAAAAAAAUAUCGUGAAAUUAAAAAGAAAGUAAAAUUAUUAUUUCGUCGUCAAGCUGAUCAAGAAGUUUUAACUCUAUUGGAUACAUUUAAUUCAUCAAAUGAAUAUAAAUUAACUUUAAUUAAUGAAUUAAUUUAUGAAUGUCAAAGAUUAAAUCCAUCGUUUGAGUCUCGUCUUAUUCAAUAUAAAAUUAAUAUUGUAACUGAAUCAACAUCAAGAGAAGAUGAACCAUCUUCGUCAUCUUCUUCGAUUAUACUUGAUGAUUAUAUGUGA
This is a messenger RNA of Rotaria socialis, 2490 nucleotides long. Lineage: Eukaryota; Metazoa; Rotifera; Eurotatoria; Philodinida; Philodinidae. The record is from the annotation of a GenBank genome assembly.